AGUGUAGGCAGAAUGAGCGCUGAAGGGGUGGGACAAUAGUCCAAAGAGAGGCGAGAAGCGCAAGAGAGUCGGUGUAGGCAGAAUGAGCGUUGAGAAGCGAGUGAAACGGGAGUUGGAAGAAGAUGAGGAAGAUGAGGGAGUUGCAGGAAAAUAUCGGCGACAUGAGCAUGAAGACAGAAGGAGUCGCCACUGCCCAUAUCUGGAUACAAUUAACAGGAGUGUAUUGGACUUUGAUUUUGAGAAGCUGUGUUCCAUCUCCCUUUCACACAUCAAUGCGUAUGCUUGCCUUGUUUGUGGGAAAUACUUCCAGGGUCGAGGCUUGAAGUCCCAUGCCUACAUCCAUAGUGUUCAGUUCAGUCACCACGUUUUCCUUAAUCUGCACACACUGAAGUUCUACUGCCUUCCGGACAACUAUAAUAUCAUUGACUCCUCCCUGGAAGACAUUACGUAUGUGCUGAAGCCGACCUUCACAAAACAGCAAAUCAGUAACUUGGACAAACAGGCCAAGCUGUCCCGAGCAUAUGAUGGUACCACUUACCUCCCGGGCAUCGUGGGACUCAAUAAUAUCAAAGCUAAUGAUUACGCCAAUGCUGUUUUGCAGGCUCUCUCAAAUGUUCCUCCUCUGAGAAAUUACUUUCUGGAAGAAGAGAAUUAUUGCGAUAUCAAGCGCCCUCCUGGGGACAUCAUGUUCCUGCUUGUGCAGAGAUUUGGAGAAUUAAUGCGCAAACUGUGGAACCCCAGGAACUUUAAGGCUCAUGUCUCCCCACAUGAGAUGCUUCAGGCAGUUGUUCUCUGCAGCAAGAAAAACUUCCAGAUCACCAAGCAAGGUGAUGGGGUGGACUUUCUUUCUUGGUUCCUGAACGCACUUAAUUCUGCUCUUGGAGGCAACAAGAAAAAGAAGACCAUUGUAUCAGAUGUGUUCCAAGGAUCCAUGCGGAUAUUUACCAAGAAGUUGCCCCAUCCUGAUUUGCCUGCAGAGGAGAAAGAGCAACUGAUGCAGAAUGAAGAAUACCAAGAAAAAAUGUUGGAAUCUCCCUUUAUGUACCUGACCCUAGACCUCCCCACUGCCCCCCUGUAUAAAGAUGAGAAGGAGCAGCUGAUCAUCCCACAGGUCCCUCUCUUCAGUAUCCUGGCCAAGUUCAAUGGAAUCACAGAGAAGGAGUACAAGACAUAUAAGGAGAAUUUCCUGAAGCGAUUCCAGCUGACCAAACUUCCCCCGUUUCUGAUAUUCUGUAUUAAACGUUUCACCAAAAACAAUUUCUUUGUUGAGAAGAACCCAACCAUUGUGAAUUUCCCCAUAACGAAUGUUGAUCUGAGAGAAUACUUGGCAGAUGAAUUCCAAUCCUCGCACAAAAACACAACCUACGAUCUCAUUGCCAACGUAGUGCAUGAUGGGAAGCCCAAUGAGGGCUCAUACCGUAUCCACGUCCUGCAUCACGGCACAGGGAAGUGGAACGAAUUACAAGAUCUUCAGGUGACAGACAUCUUGCCCCAGAUGAUUACUCUGUCUGAGGCCUAUAUACAGAUCUGGAAGAGACGAGAUGAUGACGAUGAGAAGAAGCAGCAGGGUGCUUAACCAACAUGGAACAGCCAAGUACCUUGCGGAAUUGAAAAUUCCCAUGUGGGGGCAGGGCUCAUCCAAAGGCAACGUCUCCCUUUAAAGGUUCAGAGGCUUUGCAGCCUGAGACUGGAUUUUCCUCACACUCCCACCAAUGAAACAGGGUUGCCAUGUUAGUAAGUUUCUGUGAAGUGAUGGCCUUUGCCCUGACUUUGCUGCUUUAUCACGUAGGACAUGAAAGAGCGAGUGUGUGGGCAGUGUGUGACGAAGGAAACCUGUAAGGGCGGCCAUUCCAGACUUUUUUUUUUUGUUAUUUUGAAAGAUGUUUCAGUAUAUAUUUUUUUUUUUUACCCCCUGUCCGUUUUAAUAAACUUUUAUUCUUGGAAA
This is a messenger RNA of Xenopus laevis (African clawed frog), 1945 nucleotides long. RefSeq names its product ubiquitin specific peptidase 39 L homeolog (gene usp39.L). Gene Ontology annotation, molecular function: cysteine-type deubiquitinase activity; zinc ion binding. The record is from RefSeq and is a predicted model, not a curated record. Gene Ontology annotation, biological process: mRNA processing; spliceosomal complex assembly; protein deubiquitination. The transcript is spliced from 13 exons. The coding region runs from base 83 to 1576 and encodes 497 amino acids. NCBI's taxonomy places the organism in Eukaryota, Metazoa, Chordata, Amphibia, Anura, Pipidae. Gene Ontology annotation, cellular component: nucleus.